Messenger RNA from Didymella exigua CBS 183.55, 879 nucleotides. RefSeq lists its product as uncharacterized. NCBI's taxonomy places the organism in Eukaryota, Fungi, Ascomycota, Dothideomycetes, Pleosporales, Didymellaceae. The record is from RefSeq and is a predicted model, not a curated record. The transcript has 2 exons. Bases 1 to 879 code for a protein of 292 amino acids.
AUGUGCAAGGUAGUGAAGCACUGGUAUGCGUGCCGUCACGGAUUUCGACUUCAACAUUCAAAAUGUGGAGGAACCAAGCACAAGAACACAAGAACUGGCUUGACGACCGCUUGCAGGUCCGAGGCGUACCUCAACUUCGUGUUCGCCGUGGCUUGUGGCCCUUGUCAGUACCAGGCUUUCGAAGGUGGAUGGAAGCGAAAGCUGAGGUUGGCAGAGAUCUUCCUGGGGCGAUUGAAGGAGAUGCGCUUCCCUGGCGUUCAAGAGGUGAAUGCUUUGGUUGAACAGCUGAAGGACGAGUUCAACACUGCCACAUGGAAUACACGAACUUUGUUCCCACAUGCGCCCAAGGAGCACACUGUUCGAGUCAGUCUUGGACACUUCAAGAAGGCGCCGUCUCCGCUUCGCAGAGAAGUAUUGCCUGAGGACAUACCGGAGCAAUCAAAAGUCAAUGGACCUGAUCAUCCUGACUACAAAUACGACUACGGCUACAUCGAAAGCACUGAUCCACUUCAUCCUGUCGAUAUCAAGUACACCCACCCACUCAACGGUGUCGACGCUAGUUGGAUGCUCAAUCACUUUUCGCCCGAAGAGUUUGAACAAUCAGGCGGCGAUGUUGGUUUCGAUGCCAACGAGGUCGAUACAGCGUGGGUAGGUAGCCUGGAGGAGGACACAGAGCUUCGGCAUUCAGUCCGCAGCUUCUACGAUAAGUGGCGUCGACGCAUCAGUCAGAUCAAGGACGUUGACAGGGCCAAAUAUGACAAGGAGCUGCUUUUCUUGUCCAGAUGUGAAAUCAAGGAUGUUGAAAGACCGAAUGGGCGCUUUGUGCUGGAUCCGCAACGACCACAAGAUGGCGGUGCGAAGACUGGGUGGUGCAAGUGA